This is a messenger RNA of Vitis vinifera (wine grape), 1836 nucleotides long. Its product is annotated as G-type lectin S-receptor-like serine/threonine-protein kinase SD2-5. The record is from RefSeq and is a predicted model, not a curated record. The transcript has a single exon. Lineage: Eukaryota; Viridiplantae; Streptophyta; Magnoliopsida; Vitales; Vitaceae. Gene Ontology annotation, biological process: protein phosphorylation. The coding region runs from base 176 to 1438 and encodes 420 amino acids. Gene Ontology annotation, molecular function: protein kinase activity; ATP binding.
UCGAGCUCAAGGAUACUUCAUAUAUUCCUGCUCUCUUCUAUAGUGAGGAUGUACGGACGUUGAAAGUUGCAAGCAGGCCUGUCUGAAAAAUUGCUCCUGCAAAGCUGCAAUAUUUACAAAAUUUUUGAGUUUUAAAAGAUGCUCUUUCCUAUCUGAAAUCUUUUCUCUCACGGAUAUGGCAGCAAAUAAAGAACUACUUGAUUCGACCGUAUUCCUUAAGGUGCAAAACCUUCCAAAAAAGCCCAAGGCUCCUUCGCCAGACAUUAAUCGUCCCCUUGUCCCUCCUCCUCCCUCAAAUACAGGGAGCGAGAUUAUAGUCAUACUGGUAUCCUGCUUUGCAGCUUUCUUUGUUCUAUUUCUUACCGUCAUGACAAGGCAAUCUCUUUCUCUGAAUAGAUACGAUGCCAAGGAAGAUGAGGAGGAUUAUCUCCGCCAAGUACCAGGGUUGCCUACUAGAUUCUCUUAUGAAGUCUUGGUAGAGGCAACUGAAAAUUUUAGUCAGAAUCUUGGAAAAGGAGGAUUUGGUUGUGUCUUUGAAGGGAUUCUGAGUGAUGGCACCAAAAUUGCAGUCAAGUGUCUCAAUGGUUUUGCUCAAACUAGAGAUUCGUUCUUAGCCGAGGUUGAGACAAUAGGCAGCAUUCACCAUCUCAAUUUGGUAAAACUAAUUGGAUACUGCGCCAGUAAAUCAAAUAAGUUCUUAGUUUAUGAAUAUAUGUGUAAUGGAUCCUUAGAUAAAUGGCUCUUCCACAGAAACCAAGAGCUUGCCCUUGACUGGCAAACCAGAAGGAAGAUCAUCCUGGAUAUAGCAAAGGGUCUAACCUAUCUCCACGAAGAAUGCCAAAAGAAAAUAGUACACUUAGACAUUAAACCCCAGAAUAUCCUUUUGGAUAAAAAUUUCAAUGCAAAAGUUUCUGAUUUUGGUCUGUCCAAGAUAAUGGACAGGGACCAAAGCCAAGUUGUGACGACAUUGAGAGGAACUUUGGGGUAUUUGGCUCCUGAAUGGUUCAGCUCUGCAAUCACAGAAAAAGCAGAUGUAUAUAGCUUUGGUGUUGUGACCUUGGAAAUUUUGUGUGGACGAAAAAAUCUGGAUCACGCUAGGCCUGAGAAAGAUAUGCAUUUGUUGAGUCCUUUCAAGCUGAAGGCAGAGGAGGGAGGACUGUCAGAUUUGGUUGACAAGCAUAGCGAGGAUAUGCAGGUACAUGGAGCAGAGGUUGUGGAGAUGAUGAGAGUUGCUGCAUGGUGUUUACAAAGUGACAUCACUAGGAGGCCUUCCAUGUCAGUGGUGGUUAAGGUCUUGGAGGGAGUGAUAGCUGUUGAGGAUAAUCUGGACUACAAUUUUUUCAAUCCACCAGCCCAAAGAGGGAUGGAAGCAGUUGGCUGCCAAGAGUUUGUCUUUGCCUCUCCACUAUCUUCAUCAGUCCUAUCAGGACCCAGGUAGGAAAGUAAAAACUUCAAGCCACAAACGCUUCAACAAUAAAUGCUACUGCUAUGGUCUUUGGGUUCUUUCUGCUCAAUAGCUUCUAUUGGAUUUAUCUAGCUGUCUUGGAGGUAAUGGCAGUUUCUGUUUUCUUGGUUUUGUGGCAAUUGUUUUCUGCAGGAAAUUUGUUUGAAUUAUCAUAUACUCUCCUCUUCAAUCCUUUUUCAGUUCAAUCAAUCCUUUGUCAGUUAUUGAGAUAAUUGAAGACUUAAAUGGGCACAGCAAGCUCUAGAUAUGUUCUUUUCGGCUUCUCAAAAAUUUAGUAUUUUGUUAUGUCAUAUGGUCUGGCUUUUCUUGGAUGCAAAUAAAGCAUUUGUUUCUGGAAAUCAUAGGGAAUUUCAUCCUUUUGAGCUACUUGA